Molecule: messenger RNA, 3864 nt
Organism: Parasteatoda tepidariorum (common house spider)
Lineage: Eukaryota; Metazoa; Arthropoda; Arachnida; Araneae; Theridiidae
Product: putative sodium-dependent multivitamin transporter
Biological process (GO): transmembrane transport; sodium ion transport
Cellular component (GO): membrane
Molecular function (GO): symporter activity
Source: RefSeq, a predicted model, not a curated record
UUAUCCGUAAAAAACUCGCCAAUCAAUCUUUUGAAUUUUUUCGCUUGCGAAAAUUUGUACUUAGUAUGAAUAGCCUUUAAAUUAACUUUUAAAACUCUUAAUUAAUCGUAAUCAUCAAGAAAGUUCAAUCGGUAGCAGACGGCUUUUUUAGUUCCGUUCUACUGGAUUUCGAAUUUAAUUCAAAAAUUAUUGCGGAAAUGGCAAACAAAUUUAUGCUGUGUGAUAUUUAUAACUUAAUUGUUUUAUAAUCGCUAUAUUUAGUAAGCUGCUUAGAAAACUUUUCCUCGCAGAAAUGUUAAAAUGAAGCAGUUUUGUGUAAACUUAUUCUAACUUUUCUACUUCAGAGGUCAAGGGACUACAUUGGUGCAUAAGUUUCUUUAGAAAAAGUCAUGGAGUAUUCUGCUGGAUCCUUUACACUGUUUGAUUAUGCUAUAUUAAUAUUGAUGCUAGCAUUUUCUGCAAGCAUUGGCAUUUAUUAUCGCUUCUCUGGUGGACGUCAGAAAACUAACAAGGAAUAUUUUCUUGCCAACAAAGACAUGCCCAUUACUCCUGUAGCAUUUUCCUUGAUGGCUAGUUUUAUGUCAGCUGUCACAAUUCUUGGUGUUGCUUCAGAAAAUUAUAUGAAUGGAACUCAAUUUGUUAUUAUAAACAUAGCGUACAUUAUUGGAACACCCAUAGCAGCAUUUAUUUUUCUACCCGUGUUUUUUCAGAUGCAAGCUACUAGUGCAUUUGAAUAUUUGGAGAGACGUUUUAGUAAAGAAACUCGAUUGUUGGCCAGUUCCAUUUUUAUUCUUCAGAUGGUUUUGUACAUGUCAAUUGUUCUCUAUGCCCCAGCUCUUACUUUAAGUGCAGUCACAGGCCUUUCAACAUGGACGUCAGUAUUAUCUAUUGGCACCGUAUGCACAUUUUAUUCCACUAUUGGUGGUAUGAAGGCUGUAUUAUGGACUGAUUUAUUCCAAUCUGUUUUGAUGUUUUUGGCUGUAUUUGCUGUAAUUGCUAAAGGAACAAUAGAUGUUGGAGGAUUUUCGCAAGUCUUUGAUAUUGCUAGUAAAGGAGAAAGAAUUCAAUUUUUUAAUUUUGAUCCUGAUCCCACUGUUAGACACACUGUUUGGAGCUUAGCAAUAGGAGGAAUAUUCACAUAUACAUCUAUAUAUGCUGUUAAUCAAGCUCAAAUUCAGCGUCUUCUGACUGUAAAGAGUUUGAAGAAGUCUCAAAUAGCACUAUUUAUUAACUGGCCAAUUACAAGUCUUCUUAGUGUUACCACUAGCCUAGCUGGAAUUGUUGUUUAUGCUAAUUUAUGGAAAUGUGAUCCCCUGUUGAGAUCAGAAGAAACUCAUGUUACUCGAUCUGAUCAAAUUCUGCCUUAUUAUGUCAUGGCAUCUCUCAGUGUAUUUCCUGGGCUUCCUGGUUUGUUUGUAUCUGGAGUGUUUAGUGCAGCUUUAAGUACUGUUUCAUCUGCAAUAAAUUCCUUAGCUGCUGUAACUGUUGAAGAUUAUCUGCGGCCUCUUUGUUUUAGGAACACAAGUGAAAGUAGGAUAGCCAAUUUUACAAAACUAACAGCAUUUAUUUAUGGAUUACUUUGCAUCCUUCUAACAUUUGUUGUGGAAAAACUUGGUGGUGUUUUAGAAGCUUCCUUGACAAUUUUUAAUGUGAUUGGAGGACCAAUGUUAGGAUUAUAUUCUCUAGGAAUGUUGUGUAGAAGAGCUAAUGCCAAAGGAUCAGUGGUUGGAUUUAUUUCUAGCAUAAUCCUUUGUAUGUAUGUUGGACUUGGUAGCAUGUUAACAAGAAACAAAACUGUUCCAGUUUUGCAUCGAUCUCUUGAUGACUGUCCAUUAAACAAAACAUUUAUAGUUGAUAGUUAUGCGGGAAACUUUUUCAAUGUAACGACUGAGUCAAAUGAAGUUCUAAUAGCAGAUCAGAAUCACACAUCACUGGAAGUGGAAGAUAAAUACAUUUUUCCAUUAUUGAGAUUAUCCUAUAUGUGGUAUGCAGCUUUAGGAUGGUUUACAUGUAUGAUAGUUGGGCUAAGUGCAAGCUUUAUAUUUGGAAAAGAAAAGGCUGUAGAUCCUGUGUUAUUAAGUCCUGUUGUAUCAUCUUGGUCAUCAAAGAAAAGCCAUGAAGCUGAAGAAUUUGAUUUGACAGAAUGUACUUGAGCUGCUUUGAAAAAAAGUGUAGAACCCAUAUUUUGUGUUCGUUAGAUAUUUUUCCAAAUGUUUAAUAUUAUAUAUUUUUGUAUGUAAAAAAAAAUUCUGAUUAUACAUCAAAAUAAUGUCUUCCAUUUUGGGUCUAGUUUGUAGGAGACCAGUGAUAUGAUACAUUAUUGAAAAUUUGAUUCCAAGCUGUAUCAAUUUGUUUUAACUAUGGAAGAUUGAUUUUAAUAGAAGUAUUUAAAUAAUAAAAUGCCUUAAAUGAAUUUGAACUCAUAUGUAUGCUAAAGACUAUAUUAGAUUUUAAAUUUGUUCAACCCUUUGCUGUUGUAUUUUGUUAAUACUCAAUAGGUAUUUUUAACUGAGAGCUUUUUUUUACGACUGUAAAGGGUUUAAAAUGGCUGUAAAGUAUUAAAAUCAUUAGGGCCUAUUUAUUAGUAUUCGAUAAAUACAUAUCCGGAUAUGAGCAGGAAAACAUUCAAUUAGGUUAUCAUUGUUCUUAAUUUGCUACCAUGUAAUCUGUGCUUAGCUUCAAAAAGAUAUUGAAAAUUAUUGUUUUUAUUUUAUAAUAACAAUAAUUAAGUACUUAAUUUAAGUACUUAAAAAUGAUAUAGUGAUAUUUUGUCAUAGAUAUCACCCAAAGUCUUACUGUGAUUGAUGCAACAUGUGUAUAAAAGCUUUUCUUACUUUAUUUUUAAUUCAGUAUUUAAGUAGUAAAAUUAGUUUAAGAUUUGUUAUUCUCAGAAUCAAUUUCUAAAUUAUGCGAUUGAGACGCAUAAUUAAUUUGUAAAAUAAUUGGUUGUAUGAAAUAAAGUUUCUCUAUUAUUUAUUAAGAAUGUAAGAAUUUAGGACUAUUUAGUUGACUUCAUAAAAAAGUUUUAAGUAUGAUUUAUUUGUCACAGAUGUUUUUAUGUUUUAAAAUAAGUGUACAACUCUUGUCAAUUGACCAUAAAUGACAUGAAUAUUUAUCGUAUUUUUAUCUUUUUAUGUUUAAAAUAUUUUUCUCAGAAAAUUAUUUUUUACCCCAUUAAGUGUCAAAUGUAUUUUCAUUAAUUUAGUACAAAUUGUUUAUCUUAGUUAUUAUUAGAAUAUUUUUGUGCUUCAUGACUUAAAAUAGAUAUUUUUACAUUGUCAUAUAAACAAAUUUAAAACACUUUUUUUUGUGAAAAUAACUAUAAAGUUAUAUUGUUGUGAAGAAAAUUGUUUUCAUCCAUACUGUUUAUGUUUCUUGGUAUUUUAAAAUAUUUUAAGGGUUUUUAAUUUAGUAUUGUGCACAAAUAAUUUUUGCUUUAAUGGAAAUAAACAUAUAUCAAUUUUAUUUGUUAAAUUAAAUUUUGAAAUACUUGUUUGAAUUUUGAAAUAUCAGUGCUUUCACAAAAGCAUAAUUUUUCCCCCUCAGAAAAAUGUUUUUUUUUUUUAGUUGAUUCAAAAUCGUUGAGUAUAUGAAGGCAGAAUUUUUUUUUGUAAUUUGCUGCAGUUAAUUCACCUGAGUUAGAGAUAAUAUUUUUGUUAUAAAUUUUUGUAGUUUCAAUUUGAUAGUUUAUUUUUGAAGUUUCAGGUUUCUACCAUAUUUCUUCAAUUAAUUGCUCUAAUCAAUAAAUUAGGAAAACCUGUACACUUUAAUAUUUAUUUAUCCAAAGUUCAUGAAAAUAUAAGUCACUUUUUUUCAUUGUACUUAAUAGCUUGAAUAAUAUUUGGAUGAUUUAUAAUUUGGUAA